AUGCGACUUCCAGCAGACCUUGAGUCUCAUGGCAAGCCCACGGGUGCCAUGGCAGUUCCCAGGCUGGCCUUAAAAUGUCACAAAGUGGUUCUCACGUCGGAUGUUCAGAGCAAGCUGUUUAAGAUGCAUCUCCCCAUCUACGCUUCAGACGGUUGUGCUCCUGACAGCUUUCCAGGGGAUGCUUCUCUGCAGCGGCCUUUGAGCAGAAGGCCCUGCGGGGUGGCCGGAGCAGGUGGUGGCGCCAUGAAUGUCGCCAAGCAGUGGAUCCAUCUGGCUAACGAGAAGCACAGCAAGCACAUGACCCAGCACAGCAACAUCGCUGAGACCUCGAGAAACGCUCCCGAAGAGAAGGCGUCUGUAGGACCCUGGUGACUGGCUCUCUUCAUUUUUGUUGUCGGUGGUUCUGCAAUUUUCCAAAUUACUCAAAGUAUCCGGAUGGGCAUGUGAAGUGAGUGACCU
Camelus dromedarius (Arabian camel) is the source of this 459-nucleotide messenger RNA. RefSeq lists its product as uncharacterized. NCBI's taxonomy places the organism in Eukaryota, Metazoa, Chordata, Mammalia, Artiodactyla, Camelidae. The transcript is spliced from 3 exons. The record is from RefSeq and is a predicted model, not a curated record. Gene Ontology annotation, biological process: endoplasmic reticulum unfolded protein response. Gene Ontology annotation, cellular component: endoplasmic reticulum.